GUUCCCACUUCAACUCCUGCAAGACUCUUUCUCUGUGUCAGUAAAUCCCCUUCUCUUUAUUCAAUACACCGCCAUGACAACCGCCGGAGAUGGCACACAUGUCCUGGUAUUUCCUUUUCCUGCGCAGGGGCACAUGAUACCACUUCUUGACCUAACCCAUCAACUAGCCUCUCGUGGCCUAACAAUCACCAUACUCAUCACCUCCAAAAACCUCUCUCUUCUAAACCCACUUCUCUCCAAAAAUCCUACAAUCCAAACUCUCAUCUUGCCUUUCCCUGCGCACCCUUCCAUCCCCUCCGGCGUAGAGAAUGUCAAAGACAUGCCCCCAGACGGCUUUCGUGCUAUGAUUCCCGCCAUGGGUGAGCUCUACAAUCCUCUCCUAAAUUGGUUCCACAACCACCCUUCGCCGCCUGUGGCCAUCGUCUCCGACAUGUUCUUGGGGUGGACCCACCACCUCGCUUGCCAGCUCAGCAUCCGCCGCCUCGUGUUCUCUCCUUCCGGUGCUAUGGCCUUGUCUGUUGCUUAUUCCAUGUGGUGUGACCUACCAAAGAGAGAUGAUCCCAACGAUGACAACGCUCUGAUUUCAUUCGCAAAAGUGCCGAAUUCCCCGAUUUACCCUUGGUGGCAGCUCUCUGCCCUGUAUCGUUACUACGUUGAAGGAGACCCAGUUUCGGAAUUCAUCAAAGAUGGGUUUGAGUCUAACAUGGCGAGUUGGGGACUCGUGUUUAACUCGUUUAGUGAGUUGGAACGGGUUUAUCUGGACCAUCUAAUGGAGGUAUUGGGCCAUGAUCGAGUAUGGGCUGUUGGGCCGUUAGUCCCUUCUCCUAUUAAUGAUCAAUCUAGCCCAAUAGAGAGAGGUGGGUCCAGCUCUGUAUUGCCAAGCGAUGUGCUGUCUUGGCUCGACACGUGUGAAGAUCGCACGGUUGUGUACGUGUGCUUUGGAAGUCAGGCAGUGUUAUCAAACAAGCAAAUGGAGAAGCUAGCACUGGGGUUGGAGAAAAGUGGGGUUAAGUUUAUAUGGUGCAUCAAGGAGUCAACAAAGGGACACGUGGAGGGACAGUAUGGUGUGAUUCCAUGUGGGUUCAAAGAUCGUGCGGCUAAAAGAGGAUUUCUGAUAAGAGGGUGGGCUCCGCAAGUAUUGAUAUUGAGUCACCGAGCUGUUGGUGCAUUCUUGACUCACUGCGGGUGGAACUCGGUGUUGGAGGGAAUAUUUGCGGGAGUGCCAAUGCUAGCUUGGCCCAUGGGGGCUGACCAGUUUGCAAAUGCUACAUUGUUGGUAGAUCAACUUAGAGUGGCAUCUAGGGCUUGUGAGGGUGCUCAAGCUGUUCCAAACUCGGAUGAGUUGUCUCGGUCGUUAACGAAAGCCGUGGGCAAAAACCGGGAAGAAAUGGUUCGAGCCAUGAAGUUGCGUGAUGCAGCAUUGGAUACCAUUAAAGAAGGUGGAAACUCAACCAAAAAUGUGGAUGAAUUAAUUAGGAGUCUUACCUAGGGCUAUUCAUGAGAAGUGUUUUUGAUGUCUCAAUCAAACCCAUUGUCCACAUAAUAAUUCAUCUAUUCGUAAAAGAAAGGUAUCUUUAAAUAAUUCAUCGGACCUCUUGUGUGCAAAGCUUGGUAUGAUAUCUUCAAGAUGCUUACGUCUCAUAUUUAUCUUUUUGUAUUUUGAUAAAUAGUAUCAUAUUU
This is a messenger RNA of Camellia sinensis, 1680 nucleotides long. Lineage: Eukaryota; Viridiplantae; Streptophyta; Magnoliopsida; Ericales; Theaceae. The record is from RefSeq and is a predicted model, not a curated record.